Messenger RNA from Saccostrea cuccullata (small rock oyster), 1761 nucleotides. RefSeq lists its product as uncharacterized. Lineage: Eukaryota; Metazoa; Mollusca; Bivalvia; Ostreida; Ostreidae. The coding region runs from base 514 to 1374 and encodes 286 amino acids. The record is from RefSeq and is a predicted model, not a curated record. The transcript has a single exon.
UACUUAUUGCAUGCGUAGAUGUUAUUGCUUUUCUUUGCAAUUCAUGCAAAUUCUACAUUUGUAACUAUAAAUAUGCAUGGAUACCUCUUUAAUGUAAAAAGGUGUGAAUGAUUUUUGAAAAUAAACAGACUGCAAUAUUUUCUAUGUAUAACAGCAUGAAUAUGCAUGUAUCAUAUGUAAUAAAGUGUGUAAUAUGUUAAUUAGAUGCAGAGAUGAGGCUUGAAAUGAUAUAAAGCUACAGUAUGUAAUGCUUACAAUAUCAUGCUUUAGGAUGCCAGGAACCAAAUAGACGAUACACCUUUAUCACAAUAUGAAGAAAAUUUUGGGAGAAUUUCUCACAUAAAUGAUUUUCCAAGAGAGGGAACCAAGCCUGUUCUCAAAGACUCUAAUGUAGUGGUUCAAAUAAAUGAUGAAAUUCAUGGCAAGUUAACUCCAAGGGUCAUAGUAAAGGUCAACAGUGGCUCAUCCAAUCGAACGAUAGAGGAAGAAAGUUACCGUAGAAACAGACUGAAGAUGGGUGAUAAUGGUUACCAUAGUGACCAUGACUGGGAUGCAAGAAGUGUGAGAAGUUUUCGCAGUGAUGGCUACCUCUCUGAUGCAACCAGUCACAGGAGCCGCCCUCCUGUUAAUGAUAGGACAUUUGUUAAUCCUGAGAAUUCCAAAAAUGACAGAAGGUCUGUUGAAAAUCACAAAACCUUUGCUGAAAAUGACAGAAAAUCAGUUGUUGGUAGAGAGGAAACCAAUAGUCAUAGUAAUUAUAAAACUGAGAAUAAUGGGAAGAACAGUGAAAGGAGGUCAUCCCUGGUGAAUGGAAAUUCUGUGAUCCAGAGUGUGAGAGAGGAAGAUACAGAGAGACGUGGGAAGAGGUCGUCUGCUGGGAAGAAAAAGGAAGUGUCCUGGUCUGAUAAAGGAAGGCCUGAGGAUAAAAAAGAGGACCUCAAUACUAAUAACAAUAGAUCUGAUCAGAGAGACACUCCAAAUAUAAUCACAGAGACUGUAGCAGAAGCCAGUGAGGGAAAAGGGUUGCAAUCUUCUGCCCAGCUGUCAGAUCAUGUAAAAGAACCUAGAAAUUCAGCAAAUGGAGUCAAAAGUGGAUCAACACACCCUGAAUUAGAGAUUGUCACAGAAUCCACUAGUGCAAAGGAAACAGAGAGAGCAGCUGUGGAAAACCCUGCCAAGUCAACAUAUCGUGGAAGUGAGGCUGGAGAAGUUCUGAGGAGUAAGAUUGGCACUGAGUCCUCCUUUGAGAAGUCAGAGGCAGACACUCUGAUUUCCAAUGUUAACAGUGGCUACCAAGGGGAUGUCAGUGACACUGGAGCUGAUGAGAAAACAGAUUCCAAUAACAGACUCAAGAAGCCUAAGGUUUUAAUCUGAAAAAUGCACAAAAUGUCCUGACUAAUAGCACAGAACUGGGAAACCAUUGCAGAGUUAUCACCUGUGACUUGUUUUAAUUUGCAUGACUUUUGAAAUGUGAUUUCCUGUGAUGUAAAAAAAAAUUACAAUAUUUAACCAGUUCUUUUCAGCAUAAGGUGUGCAUUAAAACAUUUCUUUCAGAGUUAACAUUGGUUUAUAUUUAUUCACCCAAAUUUGGAUUGUGUGUCUGUAUAUGUACCACUGCAGUGAUUAAAACAACAAAUGUCAUGAAAAGCAAGAUUCAACUUCAUUAAUGCUCAUAUGGUUCAUUAUAUUAACAGAAUCACAGAAGCACUUAAUGAAUGAUAUGAGAGUAUUUUCCACUAUUGUGUACAACUUAAAUAUAAA